Molecule: messenger RNA, 621 nt
Organism: Penicillium taxi
Lineage: Eukaryota; Fungi; Ascomycota; Eurotiomycetes; Eurotiales; Aspergillaceae
Gene: cyp4
Product: peptidyl-prolyl cis-trans isomerase
Exons: 4
Coding region: 1-621 (206 amino acids)
Biological process (GO): protein folding; protein peptidyl-prolyl isomerization
Molecular function (GO): peptidyl-prolyl cis-trans isomerase activity
Source: RefSeq, a predicted model, not a curated record
AUGUUUUGCCGCCUCAAGUCAACCCCACCCUCCCUCUUCUCUUCUCUCAAUUGUUCUUUCCACCCUGUUGCCUAUCGAUCAUUCGCAUCAUCAGCAGCCAUGUCCAACACUAAGGUCUUCUUCGACGUCCAGUACGCCCCUGUCGGCUCCAGCACCCCCAAGGUUGGCCGUAUCAACUUCAACCUCUACGAGGCUGAUGUUCCCAAGACCGCCAAGAACUUCCGUGAGCUUUGCAAGGCCGCCGAGGGCCAGGGCUACAAGGGAUCUACUUUCCACCGUGUGAUUCCCCAGUUCAUGCUCCAGGGUGGUGACUUCACCCGCGGAAACGGCACCGGUGGCCGUUCCAUCUACGGUGAGAAGUUCCCCGAUGAGAACUUCAAGUACAAGCACACCCGCCCCGGUCUGCUUUCCAUGGCCAACGCUGGUCCCAACACCAACGGCUCCCAAUUCUUCAUCACCACCGUUGUCACCUCGUGGCUCGAUGGCAAGCACGUCGUCUUCGGCGAGGUCGCUGAUGAUGCUUCUCUGAAGGUUGUUGAGGAGAUUGAGUCCCUCGGCUCUUCCUCUGGAUCCAUUCGCUCCGCCGUCAAGCCCACCAUCGUUGAUUGUGGUGAGCUGUAA